AUGCCUCUCAUUCGCAUUGAAGUAUGCGACUUCAAGUCGUACAGAGGACAUCAAGUGAUUGGCCCUUUCCGUAACUUCACGUCGGUUAUUGGACCCAAUGGCGCGGGGAAGUCGAACCUCAUGGACGCGAUUUCCUUCGUCCUUGGCGUGAAGAGUCUUCAACUCCGAAGCAGCCAACUCAAAGAUCUCGUCUACAGAGGCAGGCGACUUGCUAGAAACCCUGACGGGGAGCUUGAGGGCGAUGUACAAGGCGGUGAUGACGAUGGUGAGGGGGAGGGAGAAGGAUCCGCCAAGAAAGCUUGGGUACUUGCAGCAUACGAGGAUGCUAGUAAAAAGGGAUGGACAUUUCAGAGAACCAUCUCUACGACUGGCGCGUCUGAAUACAAGCUCAAUGGCCAGGUCGUCACUUAUUCCGCAUAUAACGCCGCCCUUGUGUCGCAUAAUAUCCUUGUCAAGGCGAAGAACUUCCUGGUCUUUCAAGGAGAUGUGGAGGCUGUAGCGUCGCAGUCCCCCAAGGAGCUCACUAGGUUGAUUGAACAGAUCAGUGGCUCUUUGGAACUCGCGACCGAGUAUGAGAAGGCCAAAGAGGCACAAGACCGCGCGACUGAGAACGCUACCUUCAACUUCACAAAACGUAGGGGUAUCGCUGGGGAGAUCAAACAGUACAAGGAGCAGAAGACCGAGGCUGAGCGAUUCGAAGCGUUGUGCCAAGAACGCGACGACAUGGUUCUACAUCGAAUCCUUUUCAAGCUGUACCAUAUCCAACAGGCGCUUGAGGAGCAUGCACAGGCCAUAAAGACACAAAACGAAGCAUUGGUCAAUCUGCGUGAGGAACAACGUGAACACGACAAGGCUCUCAAUGAAGCACGAGCGGACCAGGCCCAAGCUCGUUCUGUCGUCUUGCAAAAAGAGAAGAAAAUCAAAAAAGCUGAGAAAGCGCUUGAAGCGAAGAAACCCGAUCUUGUUCAAGUUGAGGCGCAGAUCAAGCACUCAGAGCGAAGGCGAGACAAUGCACUGAAGGAAAGAGAGAAGGCGGAGCAGGCAGCGGAUAAGCAAAGGGAACAACUGAGGGUUCUGAGAGCUGACCUCGAGAAAGUCACGAAGGCUGCCGAUGAUGCUCAAGAGGCACAGAGGAGGGCGAGUCAGCGAAACCUUGCUCUUAGCCCAGAGAGCUUGGAGGAGUAUCGACGAUUGAAAGCCCAAGCCAGUAUCCUUGCUGUGGAAGAACGUCAAUCGUUGGAGACGCUUUCUCGCGAUGAGAAGACUGCGUCUCGUGCACUGGCACAGUUGAAGGACAAGAUCGAACAGCAGAUACAAAAGGCGGACAAGCUCAAACAGGACAAAGAGUUGCAGAGCCAGAAGCGAGCCGAGCUGGAGGCCAAGGUGGCCGAGCUGAGUGAGACUUUGGCGACGACAAGACAAGAGCUGAACAACCAGAACGAUGAACGUACGAGGAUUGUCAAGUUGGAGGCCGAGAUCAACGAGAAAUUGGUCGACGUGCAUAACAAGCUUCUUCAGGCUGGUGUGGACCAGAAGGAAACCGAGCGCGAAGCAAAGAUGAAGGAGACGCUUGCUAGCCUGCAGCGCAUCUUCCCAGGCGUACGAGGCAGAGUAAUUGACCUUUGCAAGCCAACGCAACGGAAGUACGAGACUGCGGUUUCCGUUGUGCUGGGCCGGAACAUCGACGCGAUCGUCGUUGACGAGGAAAAGACAGCAAUUGAUUGCAUUGAGUAUAUGCGCAAUCAGCGGGCAGGCCAAGCUACCUUUAUCCCUCUGGACACGAUCCAGGUUAAGCCAAUCAAUGACAAGUUCCGCUCUUUCGCAAAGGGCGUUCGGCUUGCUGUGGACGUCAUCCAGUAUGAACCUGCCGUUGAACGGGCAAUGCAUCACGCUUGUGGAAAUGCCCUGGUCUGUGACACGAUGGAAGUCGCGCGAUAUGUCUGUUACGAGAAGGGGCAGGAGGUCAAGGCGGUGACCUUGGAGGGGACCAUCAUUCACAAGAGUGGUUUGAUCACGGGUGGACGUAGCACUCACGGAACGAGUAGGAAGUGGGAGGAAAAGGAUGUCCAAGGUCUGCAGCGCGUUCGUGACAACUUGCUUGGCCAGUUGAGGGAUCUGAACAAGUCGAAGCCCCGUGGAAAGGCCGACGAUAACCUGAUCGCAGAAAUAACUCGCUUGGAGUCUGCCCUAACAAUUGCCAAGGACGACCUGGCUGCCUGCAAACUCCGACUUGAUGGGAUCAAGGAUGAACUCAGGCACGUCGAUAAAGAAAUCAAGCGCAUUAACCCUGAGUUGCACAAGGCUCAAUCAGCAUAUGACAAACUCAAAGAGCAGAUGGACGAACUGGCUUCCAUUGUGAACGCAGAGGAAGACGGCGUUUUCGCUGACUUCUGUGGGACCAUUGGCGUUGCCAACAUACGCGAGUUCGAAGAACGGCAAUUGAAGGUGAUUCGCGCCGAGAGCGAGGCCAGACUGCAAUUCGAUACGCAAAUUGCACGUCUCACACAUCAAUCCAAGUUCGUUGAGGAGCAAUUGCAGAUGACCGAAGAACGUCUCCAGACGAUCAUCGAUGUCGUUCAAACCGAGGAGGAAAACAUCACAAGGUAUUCGGAGAAUAAGGUGAACAUUGAGGAAGAGAUCAAGGCCGCGAACGAAGCCAUCACAACAUUGCAGAAGGAAACGAAAGAGCACGCCGAAGUAUUGGAAGAGAAGAGCAAAGUCGUCGAGAAAGUCAAAAAGACAACGAUGAAGGCUGCCAGACGUCUCGAUGAGGCCUUGAAAGAAAUUGCUAAUAGAAACGAUGAGAUUGAGAAGCUCGGCCUCGAGCGUUCGGCCACCUACCGGAAAUGUCGAUUGGACGAGGUUGGCUUGCCAUUGCUGGAGGGCAGUCUCAAGAACGUCCCCAUGGAAGAGAAUCUAAGACAAGAGUUUGCAAUGGAUGUCGAUGAAGAGGAAGAUGGGAUGCAGCACGUCAAGAGAAUUCCCGAUUAUGGCAUCGAGGUCGAUUUCGAGAGCCUUGACAAUGACGAACGAGAGGAUGGCUCUGCGGAAGCAUUAGCCGAAAUCGACACAUCCAUCGCUAAGCUGAAUGCUGAGAUUGAACAUAUGGCCCCUAACCUCAAGGCUAUGGAAAGACUUGACGACGUCGAGGCAAAACUAUUGGAGACCGAGAAGGAAGCUGACAAAGCUCGCAAGGAUUCGAAGAAUGCUCGCGAUCAUUUCAACGACGUGAAGCGUCGACGAUGUGAACUGUUCAACAAGGCUUACAACCAUAUUUCUGAGCAUAUCGACGAAGUGUACAAAGAUCUUACCAAGGGAAAGGCUGCUCCGAUGGGCGGUGUAGCGUACCUGAGCUUGGAAGAUAGCGAAGAACCAUACACUGCAGGUAUCAAGUAUCACGCCAUGCCUCCCAUGAAGCGCUUCAGAGACAUGGAACAACUAUCGGGAGGCGAGAAAACAAUCGCGGCUCUAGCGCUUCUCUUCGCUAUCCAUAGCUAUCAACCUUCACCGUUCUUCGUCCUCGACGAGGUGGAUGCAGCUUUGGACAACACGAAUGUUGCAAAGAUUGCCAAUUACAUCCGGUCUCAUGCUUCGGAUACCUUCCAAUUCAUCGUGAUCAGCUUGAAAGGUUCGCUCUAUGAACGAAGCAAUUCCCUGGUGGGAAUCUAUCGCGAUCAAGAUGUGAACAGUUCGCGCACUUUGACACUUGACUUGACACAGUACGACGAAUGA
This is a messenger RNA of Laetiporus sulphureus 93-53, 3732 nucleotides long. Its product is annotated as cohesin complex subunit psm1. The record is from RefSeq and is a predicted model, not a curated record. Gene Ontology annotation, cellular component: nucleus; chromosome; cohesin complex. The transcript is spliced from 24 exons. Gene Ontology annotation, biological process: sister chromatid cohesion. Gene Ontology annotation, molecular function: ATP binding; DNA binding; ATP hydrolysis activity. Bases 1 to 3732 code for a protein of 1243 amino acids. Lineage: Eukaryota; Fungi; Basidiomycota; Agaricomycetes; Polyporales; Laetiporaceae.